Molecule: messenger RNA, 3343 nt
Organism: Triticum dicoccoides
Lineage: Eukaryota; Viridiplantae; Streptophyta; Magnoliopsida; Poales; Poaceae
Product: aminopeptidase M1-C-like
Exons: 19
Coding region: 162-3047 (961 amino acids)
Biological process (GO): peptide catabolic process; proteolysis
Cellular component (GO): membrane; cytoplasm
Molecular function (GO): peptide binding; zinc ion binding; metalloaminopeptidase activity
Source: RefSeq, a predicted model, not a curated record
GCUCCUCCCCACCCCACUCCGCCGCUCACUCGCUCUCACUCCUUGGCUCGCUCGGUCAGUAGUGGUAGGCCGGCAGGAAGGCUCCCUCCCGGCCCACUCACAGCUGCCUGCCAUCGAAAACGCGCGCGCGCGCACGGGAGCGCGCUGCGUCCGUUGUUUCCAUGGCUCCAUCCCGCGCCGGCGCCGGCGCCGUGCUGCCCGUGGUGGUGGCGCUCCUCCUCGGCGUCGUCGCGGCCGCCGCCGCCACCGGUGGCGCCAGGAAGAUGGCGUCCCACUCCCACGGCGAGGGCGCGAAUCUCAAGGCAUCUCCCGGCGCGCCUGCGGCCGGCGGCUCGGCGGAGCAGUUCCGGGGCAAGGCGCGGCUGCCGAGCUUCGCCGCGCCGCGCCGCUACGAGCUCUUCCUCCGCCCAGACCUCGUCGCCUGCACCUUCUCCGGCUCGGUGGCCAUCUCCGUCGCCGUCUCCGCGCCCACCCGCUUCCUCGUGCUCAACGCCCUCGACCUCUCCGUCAACCGCACCUCCAUCCGCUUCCAGGCUUUGGAGCCCACGGAGGUGGUGUUCUUCAAGGAUGACGGCGUGUUGGUGCUCGGGUUCGCCAAGGAGCUGCCCCUCGGCGAGGGCCUGCUCAAGAUGGACUUCAACGGCAUUCUCAACGACCAGAUGAGAGGCUUCUACAGGAGUAAGUACCAGUAUAAGGGGAAAGAGAGAAACAUGGCGGUGACGCAGUUUGAGUCUGUGGAUGCACGGCGGUGCUUCCCCUGCUGGGAUGAGCCCGCAUUCAAGGCUAAGUUCAAGCUAACACUUGAAGUUCCAUCUGAGCUGGUAGCACUGUCCAACAUGCCAGUAGGUAACGCGACAUUUGCUGGUCCUAUCAAAACUGUGCGUUACCUGGAAUCGCCACCUAUGUCAACUUAUUUAGUGGCCAUAGUUGUCGGUUUGUUUGAAUAUGUAGAGGGUAUGACAACAAAAGGCACGAGAGUUCGUGUGUACACUCAAAUUGGUAAGAGUAACCAAGGGAAGUUUGCACUAGAUGUUGGAGUGAAGUCGUUGAAUCUCUAUAAAGAUUACUUUGACACUCCUUAUCCACUCCCCAAGUUGGAUAUGGUUGCUAUCCCCGAUUUUGCUGCUGGAGCCAUGGAGAACUACGGAUUGGUCACUUACCGGGAAGUAGCUUUGCUUUUCGAUGACAAGUCUUCAUCAGCAUCCAGCAGACAGAGUGUUGCAAUUACUGUGGCACAUGAAUUGGCUCAUCAAUGGUUUGGCAAUCUUGUAACCAUGGAAUGGUGGACUCACUUGUGGUUGAAUGAGGGAUUUGCCACAUGGGUGAGCCAUCUAGCAGUAGAUUCUUUUUUUCCACAAUGGAAUAUCUGGACACAGUUUCUUGAUAGCACAACCACUGCUCUCAGGCUGGAUUCACUAGAGGCGUCUCAUCCCAUUGAGGUUGAAAUACACCAUGCCAGUGAAGUUGAUCAGAUUUUUGAUGCUAUUAGCUAUGACAAGGGUGCUUCUGUUAUUCGCAUGCUACAAAGUUACCUUGGCGCAGAGCGUUUUCAGAAAGCGAUGGCUUCAUAUAUGAAGAAAUAUGCAUUCUCAAAUGCUAAAACCGAGGACCUGUGGGCUGUUCUUGAAAAGGAAACUGGUGAACCUGUCAAGGAUUUGAUGACUAUAUGGACGAAGCAAAAAGGUUAUCCUGUUAUUAAUGCGAAAAUUAAAGGGAAUGACAUAGAGAUUGAGCAGGCCCAGUUUUUGUUAGAUGGGUCCUCUGGUUCUGGCAUGUGGAUUGUCCCUAUAACUUCAGGAUGUGGUGCAUAUGAUACACAGAAAAAGUUCUUGUUGAAACUUAAACGUGAUAAGAUGGUCAUUGGUUCACAAUGUGGUGACCGAAAGAAGGGCGGAAACUUUUGGACUAAGUUGAAUAUAAAUGGAACUGGGUUUUACAGAGUUAAAUAUGACGAUGAGCUUGCAGCUGCACUUCAAAAUGCGUUGGAGAGCAAGAAGCUCUCACUAAUGGAUAAAAUUGGCACUGUGGAUGACUUAUAUGCGCUUUCUAUUGCCCGCCAGCAAACAUUUGCGUCGUUGCUACGUUUACUCUACGGUUAUCGUGGGGAAGCUGAUUAUAGUGUUCUUUCACACAUAAACACUGUAACCACAAGUAUAGCUAAAGUAUCUGCUGAUGCUACUCCUGCCUUGGCUGGUGACAUCAAACAACUUUUGAUCAAGAUUCUUUUGUCACCUGCAGAAAAGUUGGGCUGGGACCCCAAGAAGGGUGAAAGCCACCUGGAUGUAAUGCUUAGACCACUGCUGUUGACUGCACUUGUCCAACUUGGACAUGGUAAGACCAUUAAUGAAGGAGUUAGGCGCUUUAACAUCUUCACACGUGAUCGCGGCACUUCUCUUCUUCCUCCGGAUACUAGAAAGGCCGCAUACCUUGCUGUGAUGCAGAAUGUUAGUAGUUCAAACAGAUCCGGUUAUGAUGCUCUCCGAAAAAUCUACAAGGAGUCAGCUGAAGGGGAGGAAAGAUUACAAGUCUUAGGCAUAUUAUCUUCUUGCCGGGAUAAGGGUAUUGUCCUUGAAUCACUGAAUUUAAUUUUCACUAAUGAGGUUCGCAAUCAAGAUGCAUAUGUUCUCCUUAGAGGUAUUCAAUCAGAGGCACGUGAAAUUUCGUGGAACUGGUUGAAGGAAAACUGGGAGCGCAUCUCAAGGACAUUUUCCGGGAGCUUGGCGGCGAAUUUUGUUAAAAACAUUGUUCCAUUGGUACAUUUAAUCACAGUUCUAUUGCCCUAUUUCCGUGAUCAUAUUCCCCAGUUUUGCAGGUAUUAUUUCCAUGAGGCCAUAGCUAAUGUGGACUUCCUUGUUUCUUGUCAGUUCACCUCCAACGAGAAGGCCGCAGAGAUCUCCAAGUUCUUUGCAACGCGCACAAAGCCUGGAUUCGAGAGGACGCUGAAGCAGAGCCUUGAAACCGUGCGGAUCAGCGCGAGAUGGGCCGAGGGCAUCAGGAGUGAGCCCGGGCUUGCACAGACGGUGCGCGAGCUCCUGGCCAAGCCCUGACGUGCUGCAGCUAGAGUGCUAGGUUACAGUUGUUGUUGGCAAUAAGAAUGCAUUUGUGCCUUAUCAUGUGUGGAAACUGUGGCUUGAGAUGGUAUUUGGUUGUACAUUUGUAGUGGUGGUGGUAGUGAGUCAGCUGAUUGCAGUUUGUAGCCAAAUCAUUUAUUGUUAUGAAUGCAUGUGGUGCAAACGGGUUGUAUGAAGAAUGAGAACAAGGAGGAACUAGGUAGCAUAUGUCCAUUAAGAGGAAAUUCAGGCAAAACAAAGAAAUUUUCGGAAAGGCUCCAAUCUCAGUGUCA